Aspergillus steynii IBT 23096 is the source of this 470-nucleotide messenger RNA. RefSeq lists its product as uncharacterized. Bases 169 to 378 code for a protein of 69 amino acids. Lineage: Eukaryota; Fungi; Ascomycota; Eurotiomycetes; Eurotiales; Aspergillaceae. The record is from RefSeq and is a predicted model, not a curated record. The transcript has a single exon.
UUUGAGGUGAAUGAUUCCGCUAAUCAUGAUGGCAUACAAAGGAGUCUGGCCGUGAGGACAGGUCAGAGCGACAGAACUCCGUCCGCACCCGCCACUGACGCCACCAGUCGGCAUCGCUCGCGGAAGCCUUCAUGCCUCAGGUUCCUUGUCCGGCCUUACCAGGACCACAUGGCUGACAUAACCCCUGCCGUUUGGAUUCCGUCUUUGACCUUGUCCCUCCUGUGUUUUGCUCUUGUUGUUCUUGCUGCUCAUCUGUUUCUCCCCAGGUUUCCGCGCAAUGCGUCAUACCCGAGCAAAGGCGAUGACGUGGGAAAGCGGGCUUACGGCCCCAACGAGGGGAAAAGGUGGACACGAUUCACCGACUACGGCGAGGUCUAGACGGCGCUAAGGCACUCAGGCCGACGGGACGGGUCAGGUGAUCGUCGCUUCCGGCGCCCCGCUCGGGGUACCUGAGGCACUCCGGCUGGCCC